UACACACUCCAGCACCUAAGACUGUUUCAGACAAGCAAUUCAAAGCAUGUCCUCUCGAUCUAUAACCUUUGUGUCCCCUGGACCAAGCAAAGGGCUCAGCUACAAUGGGGUGAGAAUUCAGGGCACUCAGCUCUUCUCAAAACCCAAACUCCAGCUGGAGGAGGACAGAGAGUCUGGCAUCGGCUCCACGCUUGACCUCAGCAGCAGUUCUGAGGGCUACAACCACCAUACCAAUCACCACUCCAGCUCACUUUCACUCAGGGAGGAAGCCAGACUCCCAGGAGAGAAAGCAGAUAGCUCUCCACAGACCACGAGGAUCAAGCAGCUUCUUAUAAAUAUAUCCAAGAUCCCCCUCCUCUUCAUCCUCCUCUUCCUCUUUGUUUGCUCUUUGGACACCCUGAGUUCGGCAUUCCAGUUAGCGGGGGGUAAAGUGGCGGGAGACAUUUUCCAGGACAACGCUGUGCUGUCUAACCCCGUGGCAGGGCUGGUGGUGGGGAUCUUGGUGACUGUACUGGUCCAGAGCUCCUCCACCUCCACCUCCGUCAUUGUCAGUUUGGUGGCGUCUGGAUUGCUAGAAGUGAGAUCCGCUGUUCCAAUCAUCAUGGGCUCCAAUAUUGGGACUUCAGUCACAAACACUAUAGUUGCCAUGAUGCAAGCAGCAGAGAGGAGCGAGUUUCAACGGGCCUUUGCUGGUGCAACAAUCCAUGACUGCUUCAACUGGCUGUCUGUGCUUGCUCUGCUGCCGCUGGAGGUGGCGAGUGGUCUCAUAACCCGGCUGUCGCACCUGAUGGUCACCAGCUUCAGCCUUCAGCCUGGGGAGGAAGCCCCUGAGCUGCUUAAAGUCAUCACAGAGCCGGUUACAAAGCUCAUCAUACAGCUAGACAAGUGUGUAAUCACAGGGAUCGCCAUGGGAAAUGAGAACAUGAGGAACAGGAGCCUGGUGAAAGAAUGGUGCCAGACUGACCGUGUUAUGUCUGCUGGCAAUUUCAGCACUGAAAGCUGUGGCCCCACGCAUGGCUUGGUCCAAUCACCUUUGAAAUGUAGGCAUUUGUUUGUCUCUACUGGGCUUUCAGACCUCUCUGUUGGCCUUAUUCUCCUGGCAGGCUCCAUGGCUGUCCUCUGUACCUGCCUGCUGCUCCUAGUCAAGCUGCUCAACUCUCUUCUUAAAGGCCACGUGGCAAAGGUCAUCCACAAUGUCAUCAACACAGAUCUGCCAUAUCCGUUUGGGUGGCUGGCAGGAUACAUUGCCAUGUUUGUGGGGGCAGGGGUAACAUUUAUGGUCCAGAGUAGCUCUGUCUUCACUUCAGCUAUGACUCCCCUUGUAGGUAUCGGCGUUAUCAGUCUGGAGCGGGCCUAUCCUCUCACCCUCGGGUCCAACAUAGGCACCACGGCCACAGCUCUCCUGGCAGCUUUGGCCAGUCCAGGGAACAAGCUAGCGGCUGCCAUACAAAUUGCUCUAUGCCACCUCUUCUUCAACCUCUUUGGCAUUCUGCUAUGGUAUCCUCUCCCCUUCAUGCGUCUGCCAAUAAGGAUGGCACGUGUCUUGGGUGAGCGCACUGCCAAGUACCGUUGGUUUGCAGUCUUGUACCUUCUCCUGUGCUUCCUGCUCCUGCCCUCGCUGGUUCUGGGCCUGUCACUGGCAGGGUGGCAGGUAAUGGCAGGUGUCGGGGCUCCUUUCCUGGGUAUUACUAUCUUCGUCACCAUGGUAAACGUAAUGCAGGCACGCAGCCCAAGUUGCCUGCCUACCACACUUCAGACUUGGGACUUCUUGCCUCAGUGGAUGCGAUCUCUCAAACCAUUUGACCGCUUGAUUACCAAGGCGACAGUCUGUUGCACACGUGAGGAGGGGCAGGGACAUGAGGAGGAGAAGCAAAUCCCAAAAGAGACUAACUCUGUUGAAACAAAGAAGGAAGCUAACUUUAGAAAGACAGAGCAUGCUUAUGAUAACCCAGUCCUGGACUAUUUGGAUGAGAGCAGGCGAGGUGUAAGGGUUUUUAAGUUAAAAGGGUUAGAGAGAUGCAACAGCACUCCACUGUAGUCCAAGAUAAUAAUUCAUGAACAGAAAGAUCAUCUAGUGUACAUGUUCACAGUUCUCACUGUACUAUGCACAAUAAGAUCAUCUUCAUCAUUUGCAGACUUCAUCUCAUUAUAAAGUUUAAUAUGUUUCACAAAACGCUGUUUUUAGUUAACUUGUGUUCUCAGGAUCAAAACUGAACAACAUGAUGAACAUGUUGUGAGUAAAAUAAAGCAUAAUUGUGAUGCCUCCA
Messenger RNA from Notolabrus celidotus (New Zealand spotty), 2267 nucleotides. RefSeq names its product solute carrier family 34 member 1b (gene slc34a1b). Gene Ontology annotation, biological process: intracellular phosphate ion homeostasis; sodium-dependent phosphate transport. The coding region runs from base 47 to 2038 and encodes 663 amino acids. NCBI's taxonomy places the organism in Eukaryota, Metazoa, Chordata, Actinopteri, Labriformes, Labridae. Gene Ontology annotation, cellular component: brush border; vesicle; apical plasma membrane. The record is from RefSeq and is a predicted model, not a curated record. Gene Ontology annotation, molecular function: sodium:phosphate symporter activity. The transcript has 13 exons.